AAGAAAACUCGCGGCCAAACCGUAGUGAAAGGAGGUUCUAGUACUCAGUGUAUUAUUUUAGACAUGUGGACUCUUUUGUUAUACUCUGUGCUUUUAAGUAGUAUGUGUGGUGAAGCGUUCUUUCAUUUAGAAAAGCCGAUUUUCUUCUGCUACAAAGUAUGUCCACUUUACUGUUCGCCGCGUCGAAGUGAUGAGGAUGCCGAAUCCCUAAUCUACUUAGACGACGAUCCAUACUCCUUCGGUCCCAGUGGGUGGGAAGAGUCUUAUAGCCCUUAUCCAUACCACAUAGGGCAUGUAAUCUAUUGCCACCCAAAACCCACCACCAGUACCACGACUACCACCACAACAACGACCAUGAAGCCGACUACUGAAGAACCCACUUGGAUCUGUAUGGUGUGCAAAACGAAAUGUAAUUAUCCUAAGAGCUAGUAGACCUAGGUACUUAGGUAGUGUAGUAGUGAAUUUUUGUUAAGUA
This is a messenger RNA of Spodoptera frugiperda (fall armyworm), 475 nucleotides long. RefSeq lists its product as uncharacterized. Bases 64 to 429 code for a protein of 121 amino acids. Lineage: Eukaryota; Metazoa; Arthropoda; Insecta; Lepidoptera; Noctuidae. The record is from RefSeq and is a predicted model, not a curated record. The transcript is spliced from 3 exons.